GAAAGCAGGAGAAGCGCGCACGGCAUCGGGAGUGUUUUCAUCCUCCCCAUCCACCGGGAUCCUCGGGUUUCCUCUCAGAAGAAGCGGACUCAUGGAGCGGAUGGAGUCCAUGGAGCCGAUCACGGCGUACUACACCACGGCUUACCCGGAGAUCCAACCCGACAGCGGCUACGGGUCCAGGGAGACCACCGAGAGCCAGGCGAAGACCCCGCCGCCUCCGACGUACGACGAGGAACUGGUGCACAAGACGAUCCUGGUGGGGGACAGCGGUGUGGGGAAGACCUCUCUGCUGGUGCAGUUCGAUCAGGGCAAGUUCAUCCCUGGUUCCUUCUCUGCCACAGUGGGCAUUGGAUUCACGAAUAAAGUGGUGACUGUCGACAACGUAAAAGUCAAACUCCAGAUUUGGGACACUGCUGGGCAGGAGAGAUUCAGAAGUGUGACUCAUGCAUAUUACAGAGACGCACACGCGUUGCUCCUUUUGUAUGAUAUCACCAGCAAGUCAUCCUUUGACAACAUCCGGGCGUGGUUAACGGAGAUCCACGAGUAUGCACAGAGCGACGUAGUCAUCAUGUUGCUGGGCAACAAGGCCGACAUGAGCAGUGAGCGAGCGAUCCGGAGAGACGAGGGGGAGAGGCUGGCCAGAGAGUAUUCAGUUCCCUUCAUGGAGACGAGCGCCAAGACGGGAGUCAACGUGGAGCUGGCGUUCACUGCAGUGGCCAAGGAACUGAAGCACCGGGCCGUCCAGCACCCGAAUGAACCCAAGUUCCAGAUUCAUGAGUACAUUGAAGCACAGAAGGAGAAAUCUGGAUGCUGCAGCUAUUUCUAAAUGGAAUAUCCGGAGCCAUCCUCCCACUGCUCUGGGUGGACAGACUUGUCAGAGACACACCGAGAGAGAGCUGCUAAGUGGGAGGAAGCCCUGUAACUCACUGCUGCUCCCAAAAAUAUCACGCUGCCAUUCAUUCUGGACUCAAAGUACAUCCAUCAAUGGAACCGGAGGAGGUUUUCCCAAGUCAGUGACUCACAAAACCCACAUUUCCUUUACAGAUCAUCAUGGGCUGCUAAGAAUAUGUCAU
Messenger RNA from Salarias fasciatus (jewelled blenny), 1073 nucleotides. RefSeq names its product ras-related protein Rab-37-like. Bases 92 to 826 code for a protein of 244 amino acids. The transcript is spliced from 9 exons. The record is from RefSeq and is a predicted model, not a curated record. Lineage: Eukaryota; Metazoa; Chordata; Actinopteri; Blenniiformes; Blenniidae. Gene Ontology annotation, molecular function: GTPase activity; GTP binding.